Molecule: messenger RNA, 1476 nt
Organism: Vitis riparia (riverbank grape)
Lineage: Eukaryota; Viridiplantae; Streptophyta; Magnoliopsida; Vitales; Vitaceae
Product: scopoletin glucosyltransferase-like
Exons: 1
Coding region: 20-1471 (483 amino acids)
Molecular function (GO): UDP-glycosyltransferase activity
Source: RefSeq, a predicted model, not a curated record
AGUCUUCUGCAAACAAAGCAUGAUGGGCAGCGAAACUGAUCAACUUCACGUCCUCUUCUUUCCAUUCAUGGCUCUUGGCCACAUGAUUCCAACCAUAGACAUGGCAAAGCUCUUCUCCGCGCGGGGCGUCAGAGCUACCAUUAUCACCACCCCUCUUAAUGCACCAGUCGUAUCCAAAGCCAUGGAAAGAGGUCAUUACCUGGGGGCUCAAAUAGGACUCCGAGUCAUCCAAUUUCCAUCUGUCCAGGCUGGCCUUCCACAAGGCCUUGAGAAUCUUGAUCAGGACGCUUCUCCGGAAAUUCGCCUUAAAUUCUUCCUGGCUAUGUCUUUGUUUCAGCAACCCCUGGAGCAGCUUCUUCAAGAAUACCGCCCGCAUGGCCUUGUUGCUGACACCUUCUUUCCUUGGGCGUUAGAUGUUGCAUCUAAAUUCGGUAUUCCAAGGCUGGCUUUUCAAGGAACUGGCUUCUUUGCCAUGUGUGCUCUUCAAAGUUUGACGGCACACAAGCCUUACAAGGGUGUGGGGUCAGACACUGAGCCCUUCCUGCUACCUGACCUUCCGGAUGAAAUCAAACUGACGAGGCUGCAAAUUUCGAAUGAUUUGACAUUGGGACUCGAGAAUGACUUCACCAGGUUCUUCAAGGAAGCUCGAGAAUCAGAGGAGAGAAGCUAUGGAACCAUUGUCAACACCUUCUAUGAGCUUGAGCCCGCUUAUGCUGAGCAUUGGAGGAAGGUUUUGGGAAGGAAGGCGUGGCACAUAGGCCCGGUUUCACUAUGCAAUAGAGACGCCCAAGAUAAAACUCAGAGGGGAAAGGCAGCCUCUAUUGAUGAGGAUGAGUGCUUGAAGUGGCUCAAUUCAAAGAAUCCCGACUCUGUGAUAUACGUAUGUUUUGGGAGUGUGUCGAAGUUCCCAGCCGCCCAGUUGCUAGAGAUAGCCAUGGGUCUGGAAGCAUCUGGGCAACAAUUCAUCUGGGUUGUGAGGAAGAACAAGGAUGAAGGAGAUGAGGAAGAGUGGCUGCCCCAAGGGUAUGAGAAGAGAAUGGAAGGGAAGGGCCUGAUCAUAAGAGGGUGGGCACCCCAAACGCUCAUUCUGGAUCAUGAAGCAGUGGGAGGAUUUGUGACACACUGUGGCUGGAAUUCAACGCUGGAAGGCGUGUCUGCAGGGGUGCCAAUGGUGACAUGGCCUGUGUUCGCCGACCAAUUCUACAACGAAAAGCUGGUGACUGCUGUUUUGAAGAUAGGCAUUGGUGUUGGCGCUCAGCGAUGGGUCCCAUUUGUGGGUGAUUUUGUGAAACAGGAUGCUAUAGAGAAGGCAGUGAAGGCAGUCAUGGCGGGAGAAAAGGCCGAGGAACUGAGAAGCCGGGCCAAGUCGCUUGGAGGAAUGGCAAGGAGGGCUAUUGAAAAAGGAGGAUCAUCAUAUACUGACAUGGAUGCUUUGAUAGAGGAAUUGAAGUUGUACCACGCUCAAAUAUAGAGCUG